Molecule: messenger RNA, 654 nt
Organism: Equus caballus (horse)
Lineage: Eukaryota; Metazoa; Chordata; Mammalia; Perissodactyla; Equidae
Gene: ANKRD40CL
Product: ANKRD40 C-terminal like
Source: RefSeq, a predicted model, not a curated record
GCCCCACCCACCCUUCAAUGAACCUCCUGCUCCAGCCCUUGCCGCCUCCAUUUUGAUGUUUGGAAUCAGGGAAUCCAGGAUCCUCGCCAAGGCUGAGUCUCCCCAGAUGCACUGAGGCUUUAGAAAGUGCUUCUUAACCGAUCGGGAGCUCAUGCAUAAGUGUGAGAAGGCUGCUGAUCUGACACGACAGAGCUGAACCAUGGCUGAACCCCAACAGGACAUGAGGGAUGAGCCCGCAGGUGAAAAUAAACAAGGCCCAAAUCCACCACUGCCAACUGACCCAGGUGAUGAUGCCAAACCUAACCAUACCUGUCUAGAGCUGGUGCUGAAAGUCAGAAUUCAGAGCCCCAAAGAAAAUGACUUUAUUGAAGUUGAACUGAACAGACAGGAGCUGAGUUAUCAAAAUCUGCUGCAAGUGAGCUGCUGUGAACUGGGGAUAAACCCCGAUCAAGUGGAGAAGAUCAGAAAGCUACCAAACACACUGCUCAGAAAGGACAAAGACAUUCUAAGACUACGGGACUUGCAGGAAGUUGAACUCAUUUUAAUGAAAACUGGGAGCUCUCAAUUGAUAGAAUACACACCGUCUCUGAUAGAGAAGCCCUGCUACAACAGUAACGCUGCAAAGAUGACUUAUUAAAAGUCCCAGAAACUAAA